UCAUUCAACUCCUUUCUCGUUUCCUUCAAAAAUUUCAUUUCAUGUUCUUCUUCUCUCUCUCUCUCUCCCAAACAGUCAAAAAAGGAAAACACUAAUACCUGCCUCUGCCUCUCGCUCUCUCUCGAAUCCAACAACCCUUUUCAGAUAUCAUCCAAUCCCCUCAAUCCAACACAUUCAAGUCCUUCCCUUUUCAAUUCAUCCCCACGUGAAAUACAAAAAUAGUUUUCUCUUUUUCCCGGAAUUCAAUUUCUUCCCCCAUUCAUGCGAUGCUAAGCCGCAUGGGAUCCUCCUCCUCAUUCGAUCAAUCGCUCAGAAAUUCCCCAACCCACUUCUCCUUUUUCCACAAAGUUUGACUCUUUAUUGAGACUGCUUGAAUUUCCUUCGCCAAGGUUUCGGCUUUAGAAAGAUCGACAGGAAGAUGAGGGUUGCAAAGUCUCAGGUGUGGCAACCGUGUAAAAAGAAGAGAUCUUGAUACCCGCUCUAAUCUAACUCAUAUACACGGAGAAAGAAAGAAAGUAAAACAAGUUAUAGUCGGAGCAAGAAGAAAAAGAAGAUGACGUCACGUAGCGGCGGCAGCAGCAGCCGUGCUGGUGGCGGGACGAAGGUGGGGAAAUACGAGAUGGGUCGGACACUUGGAGAGGGAAACUUCGCAAAGGUGAAGUUCGCCAGGAACUUGGAGACAGGGGAGAACGUGGCCAUCAAGAUCCUUGACAAAGAGAAAGUUCUCAAGCACAAGAUGAUAAACCAGAUAAAACGAGAAAUAUCCACAAUGAAACUGGUUAGACACCCCAAUAUCAUACGUUUGCAUGAGGUGAUGGCUAGCAAGACAAAGAUAUACAUUGUGUUGGAACUUGUGACCGGCGGGGAACUGUUUGAUAAAAUUGCAAGCCAAGGGAGGCUGAAAGAAGACGAAGCAAGGAAAUAUUUUCAGCAGCUUAUAUGUGCUGUCGAUUACUGUCACAGUAGAGGUGUUUGCCACAGAGACUUGAAGCCUGAGAAUUUGUUGCUGAGUGCUGAUGGAGCGCUUAAAGUGUCGGAUUUUGGAUUGAGUGCACUGCCGCAACAAGUUCGAGAAGAUGGGCUGCUUCACACAACAUGUGGUACGCCAAAUUAUGUUGCCCCAGAGGUGAUAAAAAAUAAAGGCUAUGAUGGUGCAAAGGCUGAUCUCUGGUCAUGUGGUGUUAUUCUCUUUGUUUUAAUGGCUGGUUAUUUGCCCUUUGAAGACAGCAACCUUAUGAAUUUAUAUAAAAAGAUUUUCAAUGCUCAGUACGAUUGUCCUCCAUGGUUUUCUUCAAGUGCCAAAAAACUAAUCAAGAAAAUCCUCGAUCCCAAUCCUGCUACGCGGAUUACAAUUCCUGAGUUAAUUGAGAACGAGUGGUUCAAGAAGGGGUACAAGCCUCCUCGAUUUGAGCAGGAAGAUGUCAGUCUUGAUGAUAUAAAUGCUAUAUUCAGUGAAGCAAUGGAUGCACACAAUCUUGUUGUGGAAAGGCGAGAAGAGGAGUCAGUGGCUCCUGUGACUAUGAAUGCAUUUGAGCUUAUCUCUACAUCCCAGGGACUCAACCUCAGAAAUCUUUUCCAGAAGCAGAUGGGACUUGUUAAAAGGGAGACAAGAUUCACAUCCAAAUGUUCAGCAAAUGAGAUAAUCUCAAAAAUUGAGCAGGCUGCAGGUCCUCUGGGUUUUGAUGUUAAGAAGAACAACACUAAGUUGAAGAUUCAAGGGGAAAAAAGUGGACGAAAAGGUCAUCUAGCAGUAGCAACUGAGAUCUUGGAGGUGGCCCCUCAACUUAACAUGGUUGAGCUUCGAAAAUGUGGAGGAGACACAUUGGAAUUUCAUAAGUUCUAUAAGAAUCUAUCUGUUGGCCUGAAAGACAUCAUUUGGAAAGCAGAACCUAUUGAUGAAGAUUUGGAUGCAGAUACAGUUGAGAGAGAGAGAGAGAUGAGAGAAGAAGUUAUUAGCUCCGGCGGCACCGUUGAUCCCACACCUGCUGCCAGUUCUGCUGGCGCAUCGUCUGCAGCUGUUCCAAUGAAUGUUGGCAGCAUAGAUGGGUCAAGUCAUGGACAAGGCUCUAAAGCUGCUUCUCUCUCAUGUGUUGGCUCUCAACAACCAUGGACUUCCCUGAGCACAAGUGCUGUUGGCUCUGGUUCUUCAAGAGCUUCAUGUAGACCCUGGGAGAGAGGGGAUCUAUUGAGGCGAUUGGCUACAUUUGUUCCUUCAAAUUGGCUUGGAAAGCCUCAGAUCAUCAAUUCAUUGGCUUGUGCUCAGAAAGGUUGGAUGAGUGUUGGUGUAGACAAAGUUUCCUGUGAGUCAUGUGGUGCUUGCCUGAAUUUUACAUCAUCAUCAUCUUGGACAUCAGCUGAAGCUCAAAGUGCCAGCGAAUCCUUUGCCAGGCAACUGGAUUUUGGGCACAAAGUGAAUUGUGCCUGGAGAGGAAACAGCUGUCCAGAAAGCCUAGUACAGUUCCCUCCAACACCCCAAUCUGCAUUAAUUGGUGGCUACAAGGAUAGAUGUGAUGGACUUGUACAGUUUACCUGUCUCCCAGUUGUAGCAAUCUCUGCAAUUGAUUUGAUGUGUGUUACUCGAGGUCCACAGAUUGAGCGAUUUUUGUCCCAGCUUCAGAAUUUUGUGUCAGGAGAAGCAAACUUUAAACAGGAGAUUAUAUCAGAGCUUGAAAACUCUCAUGAGGAGGCACACUGCUUAUUUUCUCGUUCUCAAAAGCUUAUAAGCCUUUGUGGUUGGGAACCCCGGUGGCUUUUAAAUGUCCAGGAUUGUGAAGAGCACUCUGCUCAAUCCGAAAGGAAUGGACAUUCUUUUGGCAAGAAUCAACUUCAUCGUACUCAAGAUCCAGGGCUGAAAGCAGUUUCUGCUUGUGCUAAAAGGGACGCCAGAAAGGGAAAGGCUUCUCUUAAGGAGUCUAGAUUUGACUGUAGGUCCCCGUUGCUUGACUGUAGCUUAUGUGGUGCUACGGUUAGAAUUUUAGAUUUCUUGACUGUUCCUCGUCCUGCUCGUUUUGCACCGAAUGCCAACAGCAUAGAUAUUCCUGAUACCAGCAAAAAGAUAGGAUUGACUCGUGGAGUGAGUGCAGCUAGUGGAAUAAGCGGUUGGGUUGCAGCUGAUGAUGCCGAGAAAGAUCAGGUCGAAGACCGUGAUGAAGUUGCAACAACAAAUGAGGGUAAACUGUUGGCAAACUCUGAUUUGGAUUUGAAUCUUACCAUGGCUGGAGGGUUUUCUUUUACUCCUUUUGGAAGGACAGCAACAUCUGAAAAUACUCAUGAUGAAGAUAUGGGAAGGGAUUUGAUGAUUGGCCAGCCUUCAGGCAGUGAGAUUGGUGACCGCGCAGCUUCAUAUGAAUCACGAGGGCCAAGCUCUCGUAAGAGAAAUCUUGAAAAAGGGGGAAGCUCAGAUGACAGGCCAGUUCCCAGGUUGCAGCAGCAGGCUGAUAGUGUUGAAGGAACUGUGAUUGAUCGUGAUGGUGAUGAAGUCACAGAUGGUGGACAAUAUUCAGCUGGUCCCUCAAAACGUGCCCGUGACUCUGAUAUUUUUGACACACAUUCUUCACCACAUCAAAGAGACUCAUCUGGUGCUGGUCCUAGUCAUUCGAUGGGUUUUGAUGCUUAUGCUUCUGGUACUCGAGUUUCUUCAUUGCAUCAAGGUAAUGACCGCAUAAUCGGAAUCCAAUCAGCUAGAGACUCAACCCGUGCAUCUUCUGUCAUUGCAAUGGAUACAGUAUGUCAUAGUGUAAAUGAUGAUUCUAUGGAAAGUGUUGAAAAUUAUCCUGGAGACCUUGAUGAUGCCCACUUCCCCUCCUCUAGCACCCAUGGCAAUGUGGACAUGAAUGAAACAUCAGAACUGAAUAAUAGCAAUCUAGCUCAACAGAGUACUUGUUUUCAAACAGCAACUGAAGCUGUCCCUGGUGAAGUGGGUGUCAGUAGUACAAACUAUGGGGAAGAACUUUUCAAUGCAGAAACUGUGACUGCUCCAGCACGAGAUGGAAUCAGUUUUGGAAUUAGUGGAGGCAGUGUUGGAAUGUGUGCUAGUCAUGAAGCUGAAAUCCACGGAGCAGAUAUAUCUGUGCACAGAGCUGAUAGUGUUGUUGGCGAAAUGGAGCAUAGAGUAGAAGAUGCUGAAAAUCAGGGACAAACUGAUGAAUCUGUUCCUGAUCCAGGUCUAAUGGAUGAGAUUGUCCCUGAUGAUAUUAACAGGGAAGGUCCUGUUGGAGAUAGCCAGGAGAUGAUGUCUCACUCUGCAGGAAGGGCAGACAGUGGAUCGAAAAUUGGUUGUUCUACAAAGGCAGAAUCUGUUGAAAGUGGUGAAAAGAUUAGUCAAAACCGCAAUCUACCACCUGCUACCAGUAGUCAUCCAUCUCAUUCUUGCAAUGCUAAUAUAUAUUCUGCUUGUGAAAAUACCAAGGAAGAGAUCAUUAAGGAUAGUAAAUCAUCGUUCACCAACAAAAGUGGCCUCGAACCAGAUUUUGCUUUAGCAAAUGGGAUAGGGCCUCCAAAAGGAGAAAGUAAUUAUGAAGGUGGUGUAGAAUUUGAUCCUAUUGCCCAUCACAACCAAUAUUGCCCUUGGGUGAAUGGCAAUGUUGCUGCUGCUGGCUGUGCUAAUUCUGUUCCAAGCACUAGCAGUGAUGCAAUUGCACUCUGCGGUUGGCAGCUGACGUUAGAUGCUUUGGAUGCUUUGCGGUCUCUUGGGCACAAUGCAAUUCCAACUGUACAAUCUGAGUCUGCUGCAUCCCUUUACAAGCAGAAUGAUCAGCAAGCACCUUCUCAAAAGCUCCUUCGCAACCAAUCUAUGAGCAGAAGUCAUGGUCAACUCUGAGAUUGGUGUGCUUUUUGCUUAUUUCCAUUUGCUUGAUGUCAAGGCAUGCUACUCUAGGUAUAUUUCAAAGUCUCUGGGUAGAGAUUUUCGAGGGUCUAGCAGACUUUUUUCUUUUUUGUUCUCUUUUGCUGUUUCUGUGCAAAUAAUCGUAUACAGAUAAAUAGAUAAUCAGUUGUUCAGCAGAACUUAUAGAUCUCGUGCAUUAAUCUGCAUGGUCAAUUAAUUAUGUAGAAGACUAAAGCUUUUAUGGAACAACUUCAGUUUGCUUCGAGAUUCCUAGUUAGAGGCAUUUAAGUGUAAAUACUGUGAUGAUGUAUUUGCUUUUUAUAAUAGUUUUCUGUUAUUUGUUCCUUUUA
Messenger RNA from Arachis duranensis, 5175 nucleotides. RefSeq lists its product as uncharacterized. Gene Ontology annotation, cellular component: nucleus. The transcript has 23 exons. The record is from RefSeq and is a predicted model, not a curated record. Gene Ontology annotation, molecular function: zinc ion binding; ATP binding; protein kinase activity. NCBI's taxonomy places the organism in Eukaryota, Viridiplantae, Streptophyta, Magnoliopsida, Fabales, Fabaceae. Gene Ontology annotation, biological process: protein phosphorylation; signal transduction. Bases 554 to 4819 code for a protein of 1421 amino acids.